Messenger RNA from Prosopis cineraria, 636 nucleotides. Its product is annotated as protein indeterminate-domain 16-like. Gene Ontology annotation, cellular component: nucleus. Lineage: Eukaryota; Viridiplantae; Streptophyta; Magnoliopsida; Fabales; Fabaceae. The record is from RefSeq and is a predicted model, not a curated record. Gene Ontology annotation, biological process: gravitropism. The coding region runs from base 1 to 483 and encodes 160 amino acids. The transcript has a single exon.
AUGGAAGAAAACGACCAAAAGGAACUCGAGCUUCUGCCUUCUUCGCACACUGUAGCAUCGGCAUCUCGCUUGGCCUCCGAUAAUUCUUCUCUGCUGCGGUUCCGAUCGACGGUGUCGUCCUCGGAAGGGACGCCGUCUCUGGAUUUACAGUUGUCGAUCAGCGUGAGGCCGAUGAUAAGACCGUCGUCGGACUGCGCUUACAAGGAGGAGAGGAGUUCGUGCGUGGAGGCGUUGAAGUGGGAGGCGGCGGAGCAGAUACGGGUGGCGGCGAUGGAGAAGGCGUACGCGGAGAGGGUGAGGGAGCUGACGAGGAGGGAGAUGGAGAUGGCGCAAUCGGAGUUCUCACGCGCGAGGCAAAUGUGGGAGAGGGCCAGAGAAGAGGUUGAGAGAGCCGAGAGAAUGAAAGAGAGAGCCACUAGACAAACUGAUUCUACGUGCAUGGAGAUCACUUGCCAAUCCUGCAGGCAAAGGUUCAGGCCUUAAUCUGCUUCCAAACGCUUCCACUAUUGCUUCAACUUAUAAUUAACUGCUUGAUUUCAAUAUUUGAAUCCUGUUCUCACUCAAUUAGCUUCUGUUCUUCUUCUUCUUAAAUUUUCUAAUUUCUAAUAAAUUAAUAAAACCAAAAAUAAAGAUUAA